AUGUCCGGCCGGAGCCCCGGGCGCGGCCUGCCGCUGCCGGCCGCGGCGCUGCCCGCCGGCGGCCGCCCGCACCCCUUCGGCAGCGGCGCCGAGGGCGAGGGCGCUGAGGAGGAGGCGGAGGUGUACGAGCUGCGGCCCCGAGGCAGGGAGAAGGUCCGGAGGAGCACGUCCAGAGACCGGCUGGAUGACAUUGUCUUACUGACGAAGGAUAUACAAGAAGGGGACACUCUGAAUGCGAUUGCGCUUCAGUAUUGUUGCUCAGUUGCAGAUAUCAAGAGGGUUAACAAUCUUAUCAAUGAUCAAGACUUUUUUGCCCUGAGAUCUAUCAAAAUUCCAGUAAAAAAGUUCAGUGUACUGACUGAAACACAUGUCUCUCCAAAAGGAAGAACACUUCUACGGCCUGCUCACUGUUCCCCGGAAGUGCAGGAAACAUCACCUUCUGAUAAAUUCUCUGCUAAUGAGACUGCUGGGAACUUCUUAAAAGAAGUAGAUCGUGAUAUAGAACAAAUAGUGAAGUGUAAUGAUACAAAGAGAGAGAACCUUAAUGAAGUUGUUUCUGCCUUAGCAGCCCAACAGAUCUGUUUUGAAACAGAUGGUAAAACUAAAAAAUGCAAAGAUCCUUAUUAUGGAGCAGAUUGGGGUAUAGGAUGGUGGACAGCUGUAGUGAUUAUGUUGGUUAUUGGCAUAGUAACUCCAGUUUUUUAUCUUCUGUAUUACGAAGUUUUAGUGAAAGCAGAUGUCAGUCACCAUUCUACAAUGGAAUCUUCCCAUUCAGGUAUCACAGCACCAUCACAUCAGAAGCAAAUAGAAAAUGGAAUAAAUUCAGCAAAUAUUAUAAAUGCUAAUCAAGGAUAUAAAUGAUAAUCAAGGAGAGCUUCAGCAUUAUGACUGAAAGCCCCAGGCAGCUGUUAUUCAUGGACACAUAAUAUGGCAUAAGAUGAAGAGGAAACCACAGAAUGCAGAGUGCAUCGGAGUGCAGAAAAAGUAUUUUACUGAUUUAUGAUUUGUCUUUAUGAGCAGUGUUCCAUUAUAUGGAUGCUUGUGUGGCUCAUGUAAUCUCUGAAUAUGCCUAAGGGUUAGGGGGCUUUUAAUGCAAGAUUGGAAUACAAGUUAAGGUAUAAAAUGGUCUCUGAACCUUUGCACUUGUUUCUAUUUUGAUAAGCUUAGGUUUUCUAGUUAAUGACAAAGUGAGAAAGUGUAUUUUCAACUAACAUAAAAAGACUCUUACUCUACCUUUUACGACCCUAAAAUGGGUAUUUGGGGAUGUCUAACUUUUAAAUGUGUUCAAGUAUUUAUAUGGUGCAUAGUGCACUUGGCAUCUUAAGAUCAAGUUUACAGUUAUCUGUUAAAACUGCAUUUUCAUUUUAUCUUACUCUGUCAGAAAUAGGAUGAAACAAUCAUUCCAUAAUUAACUGCCACUAUAAAGUCCCCUUUCUGUUAAAAAUGAUUUUUUUUGUAGAGGCAGGAGCUAAUACUUAAACUGGAGUCUUUUCAGUUUUGUGCCUGUCAUCAGCCCAUUUUUUAAUACUUUUUUCAUACAGGUGAUAGGCUAAUUUGAUAACUGUAUAUGAUACUGUGCCUCAACUCAGUCCAGUUGAGACAGUCUUAUGGAAAGCUCAUCACCUUCUCCAUGGUUCUACUGAAAACUGACUUGACUGGACUCAUCUUCUGGUCAGCUGUAUAUAAGAUGAAAUAAGUGAAGAUGCAUGGCACCUCAUUCUGACUGCUUCAUUAGUCUUUUAUGCUAAUAGAAUAAUUUUCUUCAUCUCCAGCUAAUCUUGGUUCAGGAGCAACUGAUUUUUCAGACAGCGGUCAUCUGGGGUUCUGAGUAUGUUAAUUGUCAUGCAUCCCUGAGCACCAAUUUUUCCUGAAGCCUACCCCAAAACUCCAAAUGAGAUUUAACAGCUGAUAGCCAGAAACCUAAACUGCAGCAGAAUGCAGCAGUUGUAGCUUCAAACUGUUCUUUAGUUAGUAUUGUCUGUCAACCACUCUUUUGUUUCCUGGAAAUGCCACUGUAUUAAAAAAAAAAAAAAAAAAAAAAAAAAAGUUUUUUCCUAUAUAAAGAAGUAGCAACUGAGAUGCCUAUAAUCUUCUAUUUCCCUUGUGGAAUAAAAUUUCCAUUUUCCUGUUCAAAGCCCAAGUUAACUGACUUAAGACUAAAUUCAUAAGUGGUAUUAUUCCUUUUUAACUCUACUAUAAACUCUCCUUCAAGUGUCUUGACCAAGUAUACAAUAUAAAUACCUGAUAAAGUGAAUUUCUUAAAUGCUGGAGGUAUUUCAAAGUGCUUUAUCAACUUAAAUUUUGAAAGUAAAGACUCUUGCUCCUCCUGUUGUUUUCUGCCCUCUCCCAGAGGACUGGGGGCAAAUAUUCUUCAUUGGCAUGCUGAGUAAGUAUAUGAACAGGAGUCUGGUACUUUUGAUGUAUUUUAUUGAAGCUGAAGUAGAUCAGCUUGAAGAGAAGAUAUGUACAGUUGGACCUGUGAAAUAUUUUUGUUGCUGUUGAACCUUUUGAUCAAAGUGGUAUUCCUAGAGAUAGCAUAACUGCUCAUAGUUUUUACACUAGAAGAGAGAUUCUGGAUGGGCAUGAACUUUGUUUCAUGACACAUUUUUCAGAAAAAAAAAAAAAACUCUUUCCAUGAAAAGAAUAUUCUAAUAAUACAAAUGUGAAUGAUGAAGUACCAGUUCUUCUCAAGGCUGUAUGAGGAAAACAUUGCAAAAUUUAUGGUGACUAUUGUGAUAUAGCUUCUAUGUUUAAAACUUUAAAAGAAGUGAACUUUAGAAACUUGUGACUUGCUGUAGGCCAAACAGACCUUUGGCACAUUAAGACAAAUGUUUUCUAUGUAAGGUUGGAACUGUGGACAUAAUGUGUAACUUUUUGUGCUGCAAACUUUUUUGCUGGUUUUUGUCCUUUAUUCUUCCAGACUGUUUCUGAAAUCUCAUAAAGCUUUUAAUACUUUAUUCUCUCCUUCCCUAUACAACAUCAACAUGAAAUUAGGCUUAUGCUGCAUAUUCAAUCUAGUUAAUUUACUACACAUACCUGUGUGGGCAAGUAUUGCAUUGCCACCAAUUUGGAAAUGAAUUUAACUUCAGCUGUGGUUUGAUUCCACCAGCCUUAUUCUGUUUAUCUGCAAGCAAAGAGAUCCUUUGUUAACGGCUGCUUUUUGUCCUGUGGUGUGACAACUGAGCAGUUCUUUAGUGUGUCUUAGGCUUUGGGUUUUUCUGUGUACUAAGAGAAGGCCUGUGACUUAUUGUCAGUGAGUUAAAAGCAUGAUGGACCUUUCUAUACUUCCUGGCAAACAGCCAGUAGAAAAACACAGAGGGAAAGUAGUUUUGUUUAAUAAUACUGUAUUCUGAUCAAGAGUCUAGCAUGUUUUUAUGUAGUGUAUUUUACAUAGCCUAUUUUUGAAAGCAGAAAGUUAAGAGAAAAUACAGCAAGUCUCUUUCCAAGAAUGAGGUUUUUGGUAAUAGUAACUCAAGCAUCAGCUGGAUUUGCUUUGUGGGAGAUGCAGGGACCUUUACUGCCUUUUUCGAACUACACAACUGGUAGAACGCAUCAUCUGUCAGCUCUGAAUAAAGAGGAUAACUGCUCUAUAUGGAACUAAACUUUGAUUUGUAAGUUGAUUCUAAAGUCUUAGAAACUGACUUGUAAAAAAAGUGAAUUGUUUCAGAUUAAUUACAACACAUUGUUGAACAAAUGUUGGGUUUAAAUUUAAGUGCAUAUUGCACUGUUGCAUUGUGUAAAAAUGUAAAUGCUUAAAUCUGCUAUAUUUUGGAGUAUGUUGUCAAAUAGUCUUUGUAUAACUAUUUUAUAAAGUUUCAAAAUGUAUCUUUGUAGAGUAAUCCUGAAUGAGGAUGCAAGUCUUAUUUAAAAUACUUCUGUAUCUCUGCUUUUAGAAGAAUGUAAUAUAAAAUAAAGAUUUUAUUUUAGACUGCAGCGAAAGUGGUGCAUAUA
Molecule: messenger RNA, 3951 nt
Organism: Rhea pennata
Lineage: Eukaryota; Metazoa; Chordata; Aves; Rheiformes; Rheidae
Gene: LYSMD3
Product: LysM domain containing 3
Exons: 2
Coding region: 1-861 (286 amino acids)
Biological process (GO): Golgi organization
Cellular component (GO): Golgi apparatus
Source: RefSeq, a predicted model, not a curated record